AUGGCUCAGCACUUCUCCCUGGCCGCCUGCGACGUGGUCGGCUUCGACCUGGACCACACUCUGUGUUGCUACAACCUGCCCGAGAGCGCCCGGCUCAUUUAUAAUAGCUUUGCUCAGUUCCUGGUCAAGGAGAAAGGGUAUGACAAGGGAUUGCUCACGGUAACCCCAGAGGAUUGGGAUUUCUGUUGCAAGGGCUUGGCACUGGAUCUGGAAGAUGGGAACUUCAUUAAACUUGCAGAUAAUGGCACCGUGCUCAGGGCCAGCCACGGCACAAAGAUGCUGUCUCCGGAGGCGCUGGCGGAGGAGUUUGGCAGGAAGGAGUGGAAGCAUUUCAUGCCAGACACGGGAAUGGCCUUCCGGUCAGGAAAAUACUACUUUUAUGAUAACUACUUUGACCUGCCUGGAGCUCUUCUAUGUGCCAGAGUGGUAGACUCUUUAACAAAGCAGAACAAUGGUCAAAAACCAUUUGAUUUUUGGAAGGAUAUAGUUGCUGGUAUACAACAUAAUUAUAAGAUGUCAGCUUUUAAAGAAAACUGUGGAAUAUAUUUUCCAGAAAUAAAAAGAGAUCCAGGCAAAUAUUUACACACUUGUCCGGAAUCAGUAAAAAAAUGGCUUCGACAGCUAAAGAAUGCUGGCAAAAUCCUUAUGUUAAUUACCAGUUCUCACAGUGAUUACUGUAGACUCCUCUGCGAAUAUAUCCUUGGGAAUGAUUUUGAAGAUCUUUUUGACAUUGUGAUUACAAAUGCAUUGAAGCCUGGCUUCUUCUCUCAUUUACCAAGUCAGAGGCCUUUCCGGACACUUGAGAAUGACGAGGAGCGGGAGGCGCUGCCAUCUCUGGAUAAACCUGGCUGGUACUCCCAAGGGAAUGCUGUCCACCUUUAUGAACUUCUGAAGAAAAUGACUGGCAAACCUGAACCCAAGGUUGUUUACUUUGGUGACAGCAUGCAUUCAGAUAUUUUCCCAGCCUGUCAUUAUAGUAAUUGGGAGACAGUCCUUAUCCUCGAAGAGCUCCGAGGGGACAAAGAUGGGAAGCCUGAGGAAUCAGAACCUGAAGAGAAAAAAGGAAAAUAUGAGGGAUCAAAGGCAAAGCCUCUAAAUACAUCAUCUAAAAAAUGGGGCUCCUUUUUUAUUGAUUCAGUUUCCAGACUGGAAAAUAGAGAAGAUUCCUUGGUUUAUACAUGGUCUUGUAAGCGAAUCAGUGCUUACAGCACUAUUGCAAUUCCAAGUAUUGAAGCAAUAGCAGAAUUACCCCUGGACUACAAAUUUACAAGGUUCUCUUCAAAUAAUUCAAAAACAGCAGGCUAUUAUCCAAACCCUCCAUUGGUCUUAUCAAAUGCUGGAAAACUGACAGCCAAAUAAACUAUCUUUACCAAAAAAUGAGUGAAAAACCAUAUAUGCAGCAAAUGUACUGUAAAAAUGUUAAUUUUCAAAAACUACUGUAAAAUGCUUUAUAGAAACAAAAUUAUUAAUGAAACGUGACCAAGAAAUUGGUAUGUUUUCCAUAGGGCUCCUUUCUAUAGAGAUUGUCUUGACCCAACGACACUUGUUAUGUUAAAAUCUCAGUAUCUUAGAGUU
This is a messenger RNA of Budorcas taxicolor (takin), 1575 nucleotides long. RefSeq names its product 5'-nucleotidase domain containing 1 (gene NT5DC1). Lineage: Eukaryota; Metazoa; Chordata; Mammalia; Artiodactyla; Bovidae. The coding region runs from base 1 to 1359 and encodes 452 amino acids. The record is from RefSeq and is a predicted model, not a curated record. Gene Ontology annotation, molecular function: 5'-nucleotidase activity. The transcript has 12 exons.